Molecule: messenger RNA, 2353 nt
Organism: Trichogramma pretiosum
Lineage: Eukaryota; Metazoa; Arthropoda; Insecta; Hymenoptera; Trichogrammatidae
Gene: Bili
Product: putative FERM domain-containing protein FRMD8P1
Exons: 6
Coding region: 580-2166 (528 amino acids)
Biological process (GO): negative regulation of canonical Wnt signaling pathway
Cellular component (GO): cytoskeleton; plasma membrane
Source: RefSeq, a predicted model, not a curated record
UGCAGGCGCAGAGUCAGCGCGAAAGGGGUAUAGGUUGGACAGAGGCGAGUGUGUGCUUUUGCCAGUUUCGGAGUCGUCGAAAGUGCGUGCUUGUGAUUACCCGACGUUUUUUCGAAAUUCGUCGAAGGGAAGUUGGCAAAAAUUAAUGGACAAUCGAGCGAUUCCAAGGGUUCUAUGAGUAACCUCGUUCGCUACAGGCCGCAAGUUUACGGCUCGACGCGUAGGGGCGAAACGGCAACAACAUGCUUUUCGAGUGAAAGACUCAUCGGAGGGUUGCCGUCCGCAUUCGACGGGAAUCACCAGCAAAUGCGUCGAUGGGUUGAGUCAUUAAUCGCAAGCUCGUGCUUGCAACAUCGAGCCUGUAAAUAUAUGUAAAGCUUGCGAGGUGGCAGUUGGGGAGAGGCUGGCCUGUUCAAGUACAUAUUCAUAUUGGUUUGUGUAUGAUGUCUGGAGAAGACGGAGACUUGUUAUUGUUGUUGGCCUUGCCUAUGUAGUCCUCGUAAAUAGGGAUUACAUUCGAACAUAAGGACGAAGUUGCAUCGAGUGAAGAGAAAAGGCAGUGUUAGUGAGUGACGACAAAUGAUGGAGCAGCAACAAGACUGUAUCAGAAGGAAUCCAGUCAUGUGUCGUUAUCAACAGCAACAGCAGCAACAGCAGCAGCAGCAGCAGCAGCAGCAGCAACAUCAGCAACAGCAAAAUGAUUACAAGCUCGACACAUCGUCCACUUCACAGGGCCAAUCGUCGCUGGAAAAAAAUAUUCAAAUUCCACCGAAACUGCAGCACAAUCAUGCGCUUCAUCAUAUACAAAUCGAGCGCGCGAACACAGCAGCAUCGAUGGGAUCGGGCUCGCCAGCGACUUCGUGCACGGCAGCUGCGGCAGCAGCAGCAGCGAGUCUCGUCAGCAUCGCGGUAUACUUGACCAAUGACUUGUGCUUGAUGAUGGACGUCAAGCGCAACGCCACGGCUCAACACAUCGUCAACUUGAUACAAUCCGAUCCGGAAUUGGCGCUCGCGAGGACGUCGUCUUUUGGUCUCAAUUGCAACGCUCAACAGCAGCAGCAGCAGCAGCAGCCUGUUUUUGCGCUUUGGCUAGUUUCGGCCCAGCUCGAAAUUCAACUGCGGCCGACGCAUAAGCCACUGGAGCUUGCGACCAAAUGGCCUCGAUUGGUCAACAAGUAUUGCCGUUACGUGCGCUCCAAUGGCAACGACAGCGAGCCACUCUUAUAUUUUCGACGAAACGUAUUUUUGUCGAGGCGAGAAGAAGAAAAGAUCAAGGAGCCCAAAAUUCUUGAACUGCUCUACGCAGAAGCCAAGGAAAAUGUUCUCAAAGGGAGGUAUCCAUGCGAAAGUCAAGCAAGAUACAUUAAUCUAGGAGCAUUACAAUGUCGAAUUGAACUUGGAGUAUACAACCCGGGUUUUCACACAUUGAACUUUCUUCGUAAGAAUCGAGAUCGGUUUUUACCGCAUCAUUUCGACAUUCCUCUGCUUGGCCGAUUGGGUCUAGUUAGUGGCAAGGGCUCACCAGAGGCUCGAUUACUUGAGCACUACAAACGUAUACCCGCCCAAGCAAUGUCUGUGCAGACAGCAAAUGCAAAUCCGAGAAAAUUCGUUAGAAAAUAUUUGGAAUUUUGUUGGAAUUUGCCUUGCUAUGGUGCCGCCUUUUUUCGUGGUCAAAUUGAAAGACCGGUUAGAGGACUCACUUCCUGGAUUAUCAAUAGAGAUAUGGAUGUGCUUGUUGCAAUCAACAAUGUUGGUGUAUAUAUUGUCGAUGAUGCUCAAUGUAGCUUGUUAUUAGGAUUAAGAUAUUCAGAGUUGAAUUGGGAAAUGGCAAAACCAUCAGAUGAAGGAAAUCCAGAUUGCUUGCCAUGUUUAUUUCUUCAAUUUCCUGUUCGAGAAAAUGGAGAACGUGUAUAUAAAAUACUACAAGUAUUCUCGAGACAAGCAAUGAUGAUGGAUACACUGAUAUCUGGUUUUGCGGAAGAAAACAGGCAUAUCGAAGCAAGUGAAGAUAAUGUCAAUGCUAAUAACAGGUCCCAAGACAAUAGUUUCAUGACUAACCUUGCUAAUGUCGGUUCUUUUACAAAUAAACUGAGUAAAUUAACUCUUGCUACAUUUGAUGAUGAAGGCCGUUGUAUUGGUCAAAUGGGCUCGUGGUCGUUUCAGUAGCUAUUUGCUUCUACUGAAAACCAUUCAACUCUUGCAUCAUUUAACUUGAUAACUGUUAAAAAUUUAGAGCCAACACUAACAUUUUUAUAAAAAUCUCAAUAUAGUGUACAUAUAACAAAUCUUUAUCGAUGCGUCACUAAUUGUUAAAGAAACAAAAACAAAAAAUAAAGACGAUCUUUUUUACGAA